AUGGAAGAACCAGCAGCCAAGAAGCAGAAGAAGCUGUACAAAUCAUGCAUAUUUUGCCGCAGGUCGCAUGUGAAUUGUGAUCAUCAGCGACCUUGUUCGCGGUGUAUCAAGAGGGAGAUAGGCCAUUUAUGUGUUGCUGAUGAGAAUGUCUCUAAUAUACAAAGCCAAUACCAAUAUAAGAAUAGUAUGUCGCCAAUAGGGAGCACAGAAAUCCCAAAUGCUGAGAUCAAUAUAGGUGAUGAAACCCGUGCAAUUCAGGGCUCGAAUAGCAGCGUAUAUGGUACAGAAACACCAAUAUCAUCCUCUAACAAUAACCUAUUAUUACCCCCACAACCAAACUUUGUAUCGGAAAAUGUAGGAUCCGAGUUUAGUUCACUCAAUGAAUUCCUGAUGAUGUUGGAGAAUCCAAUACCGGGUGAAUCAGAAAAUACCAGCCAAAGUAAUAAAGAGCAAGAACGUACAGCUCACUCCAACAUGGAAGAUAGCAUAGAGAAUACGCAAGAGCAGACCGAUAACAAUGAAGGUAUUAUAGGAAGUGUUAGUGUGAACCAGGAAAUCUCGCAGGAUAUAAACGAAGCAAGUAGUAAAGCUAACGGUACCAAGACAGUCAAUGAUGGACAAGGGCAAGAACAAGACCAGGAGCAUAAUAGACAAAAACUGAAUAAACAAGAGAGCAGCAAUUCUAAAGCUCAAAGUGACAAAUAUGACGAUACACCCACAUCAAAGGAACAGUUCUUCCUAACCGCUGCUGAUCCGUCCACCGAAAUGAAUCCCGUAGACAGACUGAAGCUAGUUAUCAACGCGAAGCUAGAAGCAGGGCUAUUAAAACCAUAUGACUACGCCAAAGGGUACGCAAGAUUACAAGAAUAUAUGGAUAAGUACAUGAACGACACGAAUAAGCAAAGAAUUUUGAAACCAUUAAUGAGCAUACGACCUGCAUUUAGGACCAUAGCCAAGUCGUUAAAGGAUGUAGACUUGGUUUUAGUAGAGGAGAGCUUUGAGAGGAUGUUACUAUCAUAUGAUCGAGUAUUCACUUCGAUGAGUAUGCCUGCAUGCCUCUGGAGACGUACUGGUGAAAUAUAUAGGGCCAACAAAGAGUUUGCAUCGCUGGUAGACUGCACGGUGGAUGAUCUGCGCGAUGGUAAACUUGCCAUUUACGAGUUGAUGACUGAAGAAAGCGCAGUAAAUUUCUGGGAGAAGUAUGGUUCCAUUGCCUUUGAUAAGGGCCAAAAAGCUGUACUCACCAGUUGCUCGCUGAGAACCAAAGACGGCUUGAAGAAAAGGCCUUGUUGUUUCAGUUUCACAAUUAGACGUGAUCGGUACAACAUCCCCAUCUGCAUUGUUGGUAACUUUAUCCCACUAUCUCCUACAAGAGAUCAUUCCAACUAA
Messenger RNA from Nakaseomyces glabratus, 1389 nucleotides. RefSeq names its product gluconeogenesis transcription factor RDS2 (gene RDS2). Lineage: Eukaryota; Fungi; Ascomycota; Saccharomycetes; Saccharomycetales; Saccharomycetaceae. Gene Ontology annotation, biological process: regulation of DNA-templated transcription. Gene Ontology annotation, cellular component: nucleus. Gene Ontology annotation, molecular function: RNA polymerase II transcription regulatory region sequence-specific DNA binding; DNA-binding transcription factor activity, RNA polymerase II-specific; zinc ion binding. The record is from RefSeq and is a predicted model, not a curated record.